AUGCCGCCGAGCGACUUGCUGUUCCUGGGCUUGACGGCGGCCGCUGCCCUCCUGGGCUGCCAUCUCCGCGGACGUGCCGCGCGCCGCCGGCUCCAAGAACUCCUGAAAGAGUUUGCGGGCCACGAGGGUCGCGUGGUCAUCACAGGGGCUGGGACUGGCAUUGGCAAGGAACUCGCACACCUCCUAUCACAGCAUCCCUCAAUCUCUGUGCUUCUGGGCUGUCAGCAUGAGAUCGAACGCCAAGAAGGUCGCACACGAGUGCUGCCGCUGGAGCUGCUCGAUUUGGAUUCUGUGCAGCGCUUUGCGGUCGAGGCACACCGUUUCCUGAGGGAGGGCAAGGAUGGUCUGCGCAUGUUGAUCAACAAUGCUGGCUUCAAGGAGAAGGAAAUCACCGUGCGUACGAAAUAUGGUGUGAGCCGAACCUGGCAGGUGAACUUCUUGGGCCCUUUCCUCCUCACGGAGAUCCUCGCCCGACUCCGAGAAACGGAAGGUCCUUCCCUGCCCGCCAGCGUCAUCAAUGUAGCCAGUGGCCAUGAGUCGGAGUCCAGCUUGGAUGAAGCUCUUCUGGACGCCCUGGCAGGAGAGCGCGAGACCACAAGCCACGAGUAUGCAGACUCAAAGCGGGCUUUGCUGUUGUGGACCUCCGUGCGCUCUCAAAGCCUCGCCUUGAAGGGCAACUUGUUUGCUCAUGCGGUGUCGCCGGGCAAGGUGAACACAAGGUUCGGCUGCGAGGACAUCCCUUGGUGGCUGUGGGUGUGGUCUGCGCCAGCUCGGAUGUUGAUGUUCCGAACUGUGUCUGAGGGAGCAUUGUCCAUUGCCGCGGCCGGCUUGCGAAAGCAUGCCACCAGCAAAUUCGGCCAGUAUUUCCGGGAGGAGGAGCUGUCCGAGGAUCUCGUCAUCUGGAGGAUGCCUGAGAAGCGCGUCUCAGUGCAGCUGGUGCGAUGGGCGUCUCAGGUCACAUCGUUGAAUGCACGCAUGGGUGGCCGACCUUUGGACAUUGGUGGUCGUUCGCUCAGCGUCACGGACCUCGUGAACCAAUCUAGCGGCGAGGACUUUCUGUUGUUGGCUGGGCUACCGUAA
Symbiodinium natans is the source of this 1080-nucleotide messenger RNA. The record is from the annotation of a GenBank genome assembly. NCBI's taxonomy places the organism in Eukaryota, Dinophyceae, Suessiales, Symbiodiniaceae.